GUUUAACGAUUGACUAACUAAAUGUUAGUCAAAUUAGGUUUUGCUUAACGGAAAGGAGUUCGGAUUGGACAUUUAAAUUAAAAUAGAAUUGGGGUUGUAUUUAAAGCAAAUUGUUUGGAUCUAACUAGGUCAUUUUCCCACUAUAGUUGUGUAUGUUGUACUCUUGAAACACAUGCUCAUAGUUAUUUUUGUGUAAAAUUAAUUUUAUUGACCGGAUAAAUUUUUUCUGCAUGUAUGAACAUAUUGUUUUCGUUUUAAAAAAGAGCGAAAAAACUUUUAGUGAAAUGAGUUUAAAUGUCAAUUAGCAGAUGUUGAGGACUUUUAGAUAAAACAAAGAAGUAGGGAAUGGGUAUAAAGACAUGAAAGUUGUAAGAGGAGAUUUAAAUGUCAAAUAAAAGUAGGUGAGGUCUUUUAUAUAAAUAAUAAAUAGCUAAAGGGUCUAAAACAUGAAAGUUGUGUGUUUAGAUGACAAAUAAGAGAAAUGGAGGUCGAUGUAAAAAAAAAAAAAAAAGAGAAAUGGACGCCUUUUAAAAAAAAAAAAAAAAGAAAUAGCAAGAGGACAGGUUUUCAUUGUCAAUAUAAAAAUAAUAUGUAGACAAAAAAGUGACGGUCUCUGUCUUUCUCUCUCCAAUAAAUAAAAACAAAAUUAAAAACAAAAGUGGUUAGGGAUCGGAGUCGGGCCCUGCUGGUAGGAAUCUCUCCGGUGAAGAUGUCGCAACCAGACUUCAGUCUGUCGGACGAGAUUCUGGCGGUGAUCCCAACGGACCCUUAUGAACAACUGGAUCUAGCAAGGAAGAUCACGUCAAUGGCCAUCGCUUCAAGGGUCUCCAAUCUAGAGUCCCAAGUCUCCGUCCUCACGCAGAAGCUUCGUGACAAGGAUAAGCUUAUCGAUGAUCUCGAGGGAAGAGCAUCUUCCUUUGAAAGACUAUACCACGAGGCUGGUUCCUCCCUGAAGAACGCCCUCGACGAAAAUAUGAAACUAAGACAAGAGCGAGAUUCGCUGGCCAUCACUGCCAAGAAACUCGGUCGUGAUUAUGCAAAGCUGGAAGCAUUCAAGAGACAAUUGAUGCAGUCUUUGAAUGAUGAGAAUCCAUCGGUAUGCUCACUCCUUUCUCUUUUUUUUUUUUAUCGACCACAAUCUCAUCUUACAUACUUAUUUGUAUUCUUACAGCAAAUCGACAGCACUGAUGUCAGAGACAAAGAUGAGAAUUCAAAUGGCUUAUCCACCCUCGAUUCUUUCUCCAACAACAACAACCAAGGUUUAAGGCAAAGAGCCUCUUUGACUCCGCCCGGGUUAACUCCUAGCGGAACGCCAAAGAUGGUUUCGGCCGGUGGAUCUCCGAGAAGCUACUCUGCUGCAUCAUCGCCUAAGCUCUUCUCAGGAGCCGCAUCUCCAACAGCUUCACAGUAUGAUCAUAUACGCAUGUGGUCCUCAUCAAGCCAGCAAUCUUCUGUACCAAACUCUCCUCCUCGCUCACAUUCUACUUCAGCUCGCCAUGCGAGGAUUGAUGGGAAAGAGUUCUUUAGACAAGCCAGGAGCCGUUUGUCUUACGAGCAGUUCAGCGCAUUCCUGGCUAACAUCAAGGAACUUAACGCUCGGAAGCAGAGCCGUGAGGAAACAUUGAGGAAGUCGGAGGAGAUAUUCGGGACGGAGAACAAUGAUCUUUACAUAUCCUUUAAAGGACUUCUCACAAGCGGCCGUUGAUCUAUAUAAUAUGAUAACCACCAUCAGGCCCAUCAACACCAUCACCAACAACAACCUUUUUUAGCUUCUUCUUUGGACAUACACCACAGCUUUGAAUGUGAUCUCACUCUUUCAUUCUUCUUCUCAUGACCAAUUUAGUCAUGGCUGAUUUCAAUAAGAAGAUUCAUUUUGUAAUGAAUAUUCAAUGAGGUAGAUGAUCUUAAAUGUAUUUUUAUUAAGAGAAGACAAAAGAUGGGGAACAUAUCAAAGCAAAGUUAGACAA
Molecule: messenger RNA, 1967 nt
Organism: Brassica rapa (field mustard)
Lineage: Eukaryota; Viridiplantae; Streptophyta; Magnoliopsida; Brassicales; Brassicaceae
Source: RefSeq, a predicted model, not a curated record